This is a messenger RNA of Symbiodinium pilosum, 863 nucleotides long. The record is from the annotation of a GenBank genome assembly. NCBI's taxonomy places the organism in Eukaryota, Dinophyceae, Suessiales, Symbiodiniaceae.
GAUCCAAUGCCAAGCUGAUCCUUCGGUUGGCCGGCCAAAUGAAAGCUCCGGUUGCUCUCGGCCGGCAGCCUUCGGCUGUCGGUGACCAUGACGAUGCAGGUGCGGUGGUCAGCCGCGAAGGCAUGAAAAAAACGCUUGUGCACGGUGAAGACCACAUGGGCAAUGUAAGUGCCAAAUAUGGCAAAUGUGCCGCAGACCGUACUGGAUUUCAUGAGCUAGAUGCGCCCGAGUUCAUCUACGAGUUGUGUAAACGCUAUCCACGUGAUAUCACACUGGUCUGCAUUGGGCCCCUGCAUAACCUUGCUGCCGCCCUGGACGCACACCCGGACUUGCCGGAGCUGCUCCGCGAGGUGGUCAUCAUGGGCGGCGCUUUCGGUGAGCGGCGUGGCAACCGAACACCCUCUGCUGAAGCCAACUUUUUUGAUGACCCAGAUGCUGCGCAGGCGGUGCUCACUGCCGGUUUUGAGCAUCUGAUCCUGGCAGGCCUGGACAUUACACACCAGACCGACAUGCUGGUCUUGCGCAAGGCGUGUCUGCAGUCGGGAUCUUCGUUGUCCCAGUUUGUCUGGGACUUGUGCGAGAAUUUCAUUUCCGUCUACCACGACUGGGGUGAGACCUUGGCUCCUGCACACGACACCGUUCCCAUCAUGUACCUGCUUCGGCCCGACCUCUUUGAGAGCCAGUCGGUGCGAGUUGAAGUCGAGACCAAGGGUGAGAUCACACGGGGCAUGUCAAUCGCUGACUGGAAGGGCCAAUGGAACAAGCCCAAGAACUGCACCGUGCUUAGAAAGAUCACUGACCGUGACGAGUUCUACAGGGUCUUUGUUCGAGCGAUUGCUCGCUUGCCCCGCUCUGAAAGCUGA